CCUGCACUGGUUUAGCACCGAUACCAAUGAAAGGGACUUGUGCAAGUAGUUACUAGUACUUAGUAGUUUAGUUGUGAGCUUUGUGUUUCCUAGUCCUAGCUUUUGCGCAGAGGAAUUUUAGUGCUAAGCGUCUCUCGGUUACCUGUAUGUCCGUGUCUUCAGCAGGUCGGAGCUAGUGUUGAUACUCACUCUUUCUUUGCUUGGUCAAGCGUGCGGUGCUCCUACGCUCUCAGUCGCUAGGAUCGCCGCAGUAGUGAGCUGCUGUUCUUUGAAACACUAGUAGUUGGCGGCUGGUUUCAAUCACCAGGCAUCGAGGAAGAAAUGCCUGCGCCGCCCAUGAGGCCCGAGAAAGGCCAGCCGCUGCGUUCGCUGGCGUUUCACAAAUUUAGAGAACUCUCUGCCUAUCUGAACGUGUCGGACCGAUGGCGAAAGGUGGUCGACGUGAUGCCAGAAGGUGUGUAUAGCGUUGUCGAUGUGGAGAAUUUCGCUAUGGCCAUGCAUCAGCCUGGUGGCAGCCCGGCUGGUGAGCUGAUAUUGGACAUGGGCGUACAGGCAUUCACGGUGGAGCAACUGGCCAGCUAUCUCCGGGUACUACGCUUCGAGGCACCGCUGUUGACAUUGCUACCAAAAGAACCAGUAUCGAUCAUCACGCAGCCAGAGAAUGUUGUGUGCAGUGUCAAUGCGGAGGUGCAGCUGAAAGUGGAGGCUGCUGGACUGCCUUUUCCACAGUACCAGUGGUACAAGAGCAUGGGUCCGGGCAACAACCAGAAAAUCCGCGACGCCCGUGACAGCGUGCUUCGGAUUGCUCACGUCACAGUGCGCGAUCGUGGAGUGUACUGUGUGUUUGUGUUUAAUGACGUCAACCACGUCUUCAGCCAGUGGUGCGAGGUUCAAGUCAUGGCACCACAUCCGCAUGACAUUCAAGGAUGGCCUCCAGGACCCCCUCCACCGGACACAUUCAAGAUCACGCGCCAGCCAGAGCCGCAGCUUGUGUACCACGAAGGCGAGAUUGUGAAGAUUCGCUGCUGUGCUACUGGCCCGGGACCACUGAAGUAUGAAUGGCUGAUCAACGAUAGGCCGUCGCAGAUCAUGGCUGGAAGCCACAAUACUCUUCUUAUCCACGGUGCUAAGGUGGAUGAUACAGGUUCCUAUCGAUGCCGAGUCACACUACGUGACCAGCCCGACCAUGAGCCUCUGUUAUCCGGAUGUUGCCAUCUGAAAGUGGAACGUCGUCAGUCACUCGUGUCAACGAAUGACGGGUUCAACCCAAGCUCGAACAGUGGAGCUUCCCAGUACGGACAACGAGUGCCGUUUGCAGAGGGGACCACACGUCCAGUUGCUGAUUCUACGUUCACUGCACCUCCUGCGGCUGCAGCUGCUGCUGCUGCUGCUACACCUCCUGCGGCCGCUGCUGCUGCUAGCUGUAUUGUUGCUGCUGCUGCUCUUAGCUCUGCUGUUUCAGCAGGUCAUGCAAACGGAAAACUUCUAACUGCGCCUCACCCCACCCUCGUCUCCAGUGCUGUUAGCGUUAACGGAUUAGGGGCGAGGACAACUUGUACCACCGGCAGGCCAAUAGUCAGUCCCGAGCAUGUAACGCCCCAAGCAAAAUUGAAGGGCAAAGUGGCUCUGGUGAUCGGCAACCAGCACUACUAUGGUGAGCCGGAGAUGGGACCGCUUUACCAGACCGAGUCCGAUGCCGCCGAGCUUGCCUCCUUGCUGACCUCGAUCGACGAAGAUUUCCGCGUCGUCAGCCUGAUUAACCUGACGGCGCACGAGAUGGUGGCUGCCAUCUCCUACUUUGUGUCGCUGCUCAGUGAAGGUAUCUACGCAGUGUUCUACUUUGCUGGCCAUGGCUUUCAGUACAACAAUGAGAGCUACUUGCUGCCCGUCGAUAUCGGCUUGGAAGAUGGACCGGACCAGUGCAUCCGCGCAGAGGACAUCCUCUACAAGAUGCAGCAGAAGGAGGCCAAGUUCAGCUUCUUGAUCCUGGACAUGUGCAGGACGGAGCAAAGGAGUCUGGAGUACUUGGUACGGAACAAUCCUCCAGCCAGCCGCGCCAAGAAGGGGAACUAUAUCGUUGCCCACUCCUGUAUUCCAUCGCACAUGGCCUUUGAACGACGGUCUGAGGAGAAUGGGAUAUAUAUGAGCCACUUGAAAAAGCACCUGGGCCUGAAUCUGCGAGUCGAGGAUGUCUUGAUGAAAGUUGCAAACAGCAUUGGUGAAGCCUACCCGCCAUCUGUUCAGCGUCCAGAAUAUAACUCGGCAUGCACCGAGGCUAUCUACCUGCAUGAGAAGAUUGUGCCUGUUGGCAUGGAAGAUCACAAGCAGUAUGCAACGUUGCUGGACAAGUGGCAGCUUGCUCAUGGCGAACCUGACCCAGUGUCGAUCUACAGUGAGAAUGGCCUGAGUGUGACGCUCGCUUUCUACGCCGAGUUUUCCAAUGUGCUGAUUGUGUGUAUUCACACUAGCAUGCAGGAAAAAGGAGAAAUCCAGCAGCUCUCAAUUGCUAUGGACCUUCCAGGCACAGAGGACGAGCUGAUUAUCGAGGACCUCACGGAGAAGAAGCGCGGAAGUCGCGAGUCCUACAAGCAGGUCACCAACUUAAAGCUGCGCGACCGUGUGUCUGCACCGUACUGCUACCGUGUCUGUGGCAUCCAGAAGCUGCGGAAAAACCUGGGACUAAUCUUCAAGAUCAGGUAUAUUUACAACCGGACGCCGGUGGAAAAGGACGUAUGCAAGGAGUUUGGUGCACCGCUCGUGGCUAGUCUCAACCUUCUGGACUACUCAACAUCCACACAGCAAGAAUAAGCAGCUUGAAGCAUAUUGACAAAUCAAACCGUUCAGGGUAUGUAUGACAAGAGCGGGUAGAAGCCUGCGGUUGUCUUGUUGAAUCUCCUGCACACACAUUGCACUGCUGGUGCACGCACACUGCGACAAAUGGGACCACCGUGCUUAUGGGACCACCGUACUUAUCGGUGCGCCACGACAACGCUUCUUUUGUACAAGAUGAAUACGAAAAGUUGAGCUAUAAAAUUUUCGAUGUAUCAUGUGUAGCUGCAGGGCACUAUGCAUAUGGCUUGAGAUGUUUUGAACUCUUCAAAAUUUCAUAGGUUAUUCACACUACUGGAUCUAUGGUACUCUGCUGUUUUCAUUUUUUCACUACUUAUUGAUUGCACUUGGUGCAUCACCGCCAUCAGCUUACUUGAGAAUAAUAAUUUCACAGGUAUUUCUCAAGCAUGCCAUAUGAAUUUCAGAACCGGCUGGCAAUAUAAUUAUAGAACUCGCAAAGCAUUUUCUCGUU
This is a messenger RNA of Sycon ciliatum, 3301 nucleotides long. RefSeq names its product mucosa-associated lymphoid tissue lymphoma translocation protein 1-like. Lineage: Eukaryota; Metazoa; Porifera; Calcarea; Leucosolenida; Sycettidae. The record is from RefSeq and is a predicted model, not a curated record. Bases 322 to 2808 code for a protein of 828 amino acids. Gene Ontology annotation, molecular function: cysteine-type endopeptidase activity. Gene Ontology annotation, biological process: proteolysis. The transcript has 16 exons.